GAAUCAAUCAUGUCACUGUAAAAUUUGGGAAGCAGGGUAGGGAGGGUCCACUGCCUAUGAUGUUAAGUAACAUAAGAGGACUUCUCUCAUCCUAUCAUUCUCUUUCUCUGUUCCUCUCUCUCUAAAUGCCUAUGUUACAUUACAUAUCUAUCUAUCUGCAUAUACAAAUGAUACUCUCUUUUUACAUGGUUGCUUUUCCACCCCCCUUUUUCUGCUUACUUUACGAGAGAAGGGAAAGGCAAGGGCAGUGUAUAUAUAUAAACAAAAGUUUAUAGCGAAAAUAAUUGAACUUGGUUAAAAGCAAAAUAUAAACAUUAAACAAUAAAUAGAGAAAGAAAGGAUUUUUCUGGGGUUGAGAAAGAGAACAGAGGAAAAGACAGAAAGCGCAACGUCAGAGUUAGCCGUAGGGUUCUCCUUGGUUUGUGGUUUCUGGUAUUGUUUUGGUCUGGCUGAGAUACAGAGGGAAUCCCUCUUCUCACCACAUCUUCAUCUCUCUCUCUCUCUGAUUAUGAACUUUGAGUUACUGAGUCUAUAUUUUUGUUCAUAUUAGUGUGGUCAUCACUGGAUUUUCUUGGCAAAAAAAAAAAACGAAAAUUGUCUCUUGGGUUGGUGCCAAACAAGUAGUGGAAACCAUCUAAUUAAGUUUAAAGUAUUUUGCUUCACAGAUGUAGAGAACUCUCUCCACUUUUUUUUUUUCUUUCCCAUAUACUUUGUUUCUUUGCUGGGAUUUCAAAGACUAUAUUCCUGAGUUGUAUAUCAAUUUUGACUCUUUGUUCUGUUAUUUUUCUUACUACUAGUCCAGUUCGUGCUUCAAAAGUCCAGCUUUUUUCUUCCUUUCUGUUAUAGGUAAGGGUUGUCCUUGGAUCCCAGAAGCAAGACUUGUAACAUACGGAAAACUCAGAUCUAUGGCUCAUGACACAUACUUGGGAUUCCAAAAUGUUCAUAUAUGAGAAAAGGUGAUGAAGGGUUUGGUGUUCCAACAACAACCGCAGCAGCUACCAUUAGUGGAGGAAAACAUGUCUAAUUUGACUUCUGCAUCUGGUGAAGCUAGUGCUUCCUCAGGCAACAGGAACGAAAUUGUUACUGAUUACUCUCAACAAUACUUCGCUCCACCAUCAACUCAAACUCAGCCUCAAGUUAAGAAAAAGAGAAACCUUCCUGGCAACCCAGACCCAGAAGCUGAAGUUGUCGCCUUGUCUCCAAAGACUCUUCUGGCCACCAACAGGUUCAUUUGUGAGAUCUGUAACAAAGGGUUUCAAAGAGAUCAGAAUCUUCAGCUUCAUAGAAGAGGGCACAACUUACCAUGGAAACUGAAGCAGAGAACAAACAAAGAGAUAAGGAAGAAGGUGUAUGUGUGUCCAGAACCCACAUGCGUGCACCAUGACCCAUCAAGGGCCCUGGGGGACCUAACUGGUAUCAAGAAGCACUUCUGCAGAAAGCACGGUGAGAAGAAGUGGAAAUGUGACAAGUGCUCCAAGAAGUAUGCUGUUCAAUCAGACUGGAAAGCUCACUCCAAGACCUGUGGCACAAGGGAGUACAGAUGUGACUGUGGAACCCUCUUCUCAAGGAGGGACAGUUUCAUAACCCACAGAGCCUUCUGUGAUGCAUUAGCAGAGGAGAGUGCAAGAGCAGUGACAGGGAUAGGGAACCCACUUCAUCACCCUUCUCCAACUCCACAACCACAACCAGUGAACCUUGAAGACAUGCAUGGUUUCCCACUGAAGAAAGAGCAACAGAGUUUCAUACCCCCUUGGCUUGCUCCACCCACCGUUGAUCUCUCUUCAUCUUCAUCAUCAUUCUUCACCACUCCAAGGUUGGAUCAAGUUCAAGACCAUGAAAACCCUAACCCUAGACUCGGUCCCACUCUCCCAGCGUUCCAACCAGCACCUUCCUCUCCUCACAUGUCAGCCACAGCGUUGCUUCAGAAAGCAGCACAAAUGGGUGCAACCAUGAGCAAAACAGGUUCCAUGAUUAGGACCCACCAACACACUCACGUGUCUGCUGACUCAAGUUUCAAUUUGUCCUCACGUGAUGACCAGAUCAUGACCACCACUAACCAUGCCUUGGCACCUUAUGCCCAUAAAGCUGCUUCUGCUGGUGAUGCUACUGGUGGUGGUUCUGGUGGCGGUGGUGUUCCUUCAUCACUCCUUCAUCAUGUUAUCGAUUCUUUCUCUUCUCCCUUUGAAGGGACUUCUUUUGAGGAUGCUUUUGCUGGCCACGGUGCCAUUGCUAAAACAACCGCCGCCGAUGAUGGCAGCGCCGGAGGAAGUGAAGGGUUGACGAGAGAUUUCUUGGGUCUUAGACCCCUCUCUCACACUGAUAUCCUCAACAUUGCUGGCAUUGGUAACUGCAUGAACUCCUCCCAACAUAACCAAUCCCAAAAGCCUUGGCAAGGUUAAGGUUAGCUUUAUAUAUCUUAUCUUAUCUUCUUAUAUCUGUCGAUUUUAUUUUUCUUUAUUUCAUUAUUAUAAAUUAUUUAUUUUCUCUUUCUUCUAAAUUUUACUGUUGUUUAUGUUAUACUGUCAGUCUUCCCAAAGGGAAGGAAAGAACCUUUCUGAAUCCGAAUAUUUUCGUUCCCUAUAAUUAGUUAUUAUUUUAUAAACUUAAUUUUCCCUUAAUAUUGUUCAGUUUUAAUGCAAUUAAUGUAAUUUUGAUGUGUUUAUAGGUUAAAUAUAAAAACCUGGAUGGUGCACCGCGGCAUUCUGCUAUAUUCUAUUCAUGAUAAUUAUUUGU
Messenger RNA from Abrus precatorius (Indian licorice), 2733 nucleotides. Its product is annotated as protein indeterminate-domain 11-like. Lineage: Eukaryota; Viridiplantae; Streptophyta; Magnoliopsida; Fabales; Fabaceae. Gene Ontology annotation, cellular component: nucleus. Gene Ontology annotation, molecular function: DNA-binding transcription factor activity. Bases 960 to 2399 code for a protein of 479 amino acids. The record is from RefSeq and is a predicted model, not a curated record. The transcript is spliced from 3 exons.